Molecule: messenger RNA, 579 nt
Organism: Fulvia fulva
Lineage: Eukaryota; Fungi; Ascomycota; Dothideomycetes; Mycosphaerellales; Mycosphaerellaceae
Exons: 2
Coding region: 1-579 (192 amino acids)
Source: RefSeq, a predicted model, not a curated record
AUGCCCGCCUCAGUCCUCUACCUCAACGCCUUCCCCGGCUCCGGCAAGCUAACAAUCGCCAGGCACCUCGCACCUCUCAUAGUCAGCUCCAGGAUUCUCGACAACCACCAACUCAUUGACCCCGUUGAGUCCUACUGCCCUCGCGGCCACCCAAAGUACUGGGACGAGCGCGCCAAGCUUCGUCAGAAGCUCCUUGCAAGGGUCAAAGAGGAUCCUGAGACUGUUUAUAUCUUCACAGAUAGUCGAGCGGGAUACGAUGAGUGUGUGGGGGACUAUAUGGAUUUGGCCUUGUGGCCUACGAACAGGAGGUUCUACAGUGUUGUACUGGAGUGCGACGAGGGGGAAAACGUCAGAAGGCUGGAGAGUGAAGGCAGGAAAGGUGGCAAGCUAAGGGAUGCGGAAGUGUUGUUGGAGUACAGAAGGAAGUACCACGGUGGCAUUUGGAAGUUUGGUGAUGAGGAUGAGUUGGUGCUUGAUGUUACCAAUCUCGCGCCAGCUGAGGCGGCGAGGAUCAUCUUCCAGUGGUGGAGUCCUAGGGAGAUGGAGGGACGGUGUCGUGAUGGUGAGUAUGAUCUUUGA